This is a messenger RNA of Drosophila eugracilis, 2439 nucleotides long. RefSeq names its product modifier of mdg4-like. Gene Ontology annotation, molecular function: protein binding. The transcript is spliced from 5 exons. The record is from RefSeq and is a predicted model, not a curated record. Lineage: Eukaryota; Metazoa; Arthropoda; Insecta; Diptera; Drosophilidae. Bases 161 to 1921 code for a protein of 586 amino acids. Gene Ontology annotation, cellular component: nucleus. Gene Ontology annotation, biological process: regulation of transcription by RNA polymerase II.
UCUAAUUUUCACGUUGAAAAAAUCGGACGCGUUCUGCGCGUCGCCAGCGCGAAAAUUAAAAAUUAUUCUAAGUGAUUGGAAUAAUAUAUUUAAUUUAUAAAAUAUAUAAGCAAGAGCCAGUAAACGCAUAGAUACAGAAAAGUAUUGAUUUUCGUCCAAGAUGGCGGACGACGAGCAAUUCAGCUUGUGCUGGAACAACUUCAACACGAAUUUGUCGGCUGGCUUCCACGAGUCGCUAUGUCGCGGCGAUCUGGUGGAUGUAUCUUUGGCGGCCGAGGGCCAAAUAGUGAAGGCCCACCGAUUGGUGUUAUCCGUCUGCUCGCCCUUCUUUCGCAAAAUGUUCACCCAGAUGCCGUCGAACAGCCACGCUAUCGUAUUCCUGAACAAUGUAAGCCAUUCGGCGCUGAAGGACCUCAUCCAAUUUAUGUACUGCGGCGAGGUCAACGUGAAACAGGACGCCCUGCCCGCGUUUAUUAGCACCGCGGAAUCUCUGCAAAUCAAGGGGCUAACGGAUAAUGAUCCUGCACCACAACCACCGCAGGAGCCCAGCCCGCCGCCAGCAGCACCUCAUGUACAACAACAACAAUUAUCGGCUCAGCGUGUGCAGCGCCAGCAGCCGCGCGCCUCCGCCCGCUACAAAAUCGAGACCGUGGACGAUGGACUGGGCGAUGACAACAAGGGAACCACCCAGAUCGUCAUCCAGACCACUGCCGCACCCCAAGCCACCAUUGUACAACAGCCACAGCAGCAGCAGGCAACCCAGCAGAUCCAAACGCAGCAGCAGCUGCAAGCGGGAACCACAACAACGGCGACGCUGGUGUCGACAAACAAACGCUCUGCCCAACGCUCCUCCCUGACCUCUGGCUCCUCCUCCAACAGCGGCGUGAAGCGCUCGAAGACAAGCACCUCCACCAAUGUGAUUGACCCGCUCGAUUCGGCUACUGAAACUGGAACCACGACAACCACCCAACUGGUGCCGCAGCAAAUCACCGUACAAACAGCUGUGGUCACCGCGACAGAAACUAAGCUCCACCAGCAAACGCAGCAGGUUCGCCAACAGCAACAGGAGGAAGCUGAGUACAUUGAACUCCCAAUGGAAUUGCCCACGAAAUCGGAACCUGACUACUCGGAAGACCAUGGUGACGCAGCCGGUGACGGCGAGGGCACCUAUGUGGAAGACGACGCUUACGGAGAUAUGCGCUAUGACGAAAGCUACUUCACGGAGAACGAGGAUGCUGGUAACCAAACAACGGCAAAUACAAGUGGCGGCGGAGUGACUGCCACCACGUCCAAGGCAGUAUCUAAGCAAGCGUCGCAGAACUACAGUGAUUCCUCGUUUGUCGACACCAGCGCGGAUCAGGGCAACACAGAGGCUCAAGAUGCGGAGAUCAGUUUUAUCCGAAGCCAGAAAAAGAACGCCCAGCUGGUGUUCCGGAACUACAUCUACAAUAAGAAGCUCACCCAGGCCAAUGGACAAACAACCUGGCGCUGUGCGGAUGUCCUCAAGCUCCGCUGCAAGGCUGUGGUUAUAACUCGGGAUGGACAGUUCAUCGACGCUCGGCGGCAACAUAACCACGAAUCGCACUCAUCGAGGAUUGGCCAACGGCAGCUCUAUAAGGUGGAACAAGAACUGGAGGAGUAUAUAGAAAUCUGCACGUCGAACCCGAAAAUCUCACAGUAUUUGGGCAGCAGCAAUAUCAUUGUGACCGCCAAGGACGGCAAGGACUGCAAGUUGUUCCUUCCUGCUGCCGAGGCCACCGAGAUCGAGAUGCAGGCACUGGUUGACGCCGCCGAGGAAGAGGAGGAGCUGCAGGCCGAGGCGGAGGAGCAGCGGGCACAGCAACGUGACCGCGAAAGAGAGGUCAAUUGGCAGGCUGAAGAAGCCAAACGCCGAUCUCUGCUGAAGACCAAGCCCCUUUAGAAGUUAUUAUCUAGCACUUAACCUCGUAUUAGUCUCGAACAUUGGAAUGGGCCGAUUUAUUUGGCAAACUUCAAACAAACGAGGAGUUGUAUACAAAGGUAUCCAGGAAGCUACAGGAGGGUUUUUUUUUACUUUGUCAAGUUUGAAUUUUCAUGUAAUUUUACCUUAAAAACUAUUCAGCUGUUUAAUAUUCAUAUUAUUUUUAAUUUUGUUAUUUAACUUCCAUGUCCCAUAUUCUAUAAUGUAGAAAUUCUUUUAUAAAUGUGUAUAUAAUGAUUCUUUUAGAAUGGUUUCAUAGUUUUUUUUGUGAAGAACAACAGUUCCAAGAAGAACUACCAAAUCAAAUAUCAAAAUAGCGCCAAAUAUUAAUAGAAUUUUAAUAGUUUAGUUUAGUAGUAAUAAUUUAAGAAAUUUGCCAAACAGAUCGGCCAUUCCAAUCGACCAUAGAUUAAGCCACUUGCUGACUUCUGUAAACGUAUUUCAUAUUUAUGCUGUAAUAAACAGACCAAAACAAAGGA